AUGCCUUCACUACAUAUCGCUCUCGCCGGCGCUACGGGAAACCUCGGCCCAGCGAUCCUGCAAGCACUCCUCGCGGCCUCGCUCCAAACUACCGUCCUAACAAGAGCAGGGAGCGCCCACAAGGUCUCCAUACCAGCCGGAUCGGAAAGCCUAUUGAAGAUCCAAGAGGUAGAUUACAACUCGCACGAAAACCUCGCCUCCGCGCUCAAAACUGUCGACGUGGUCGUGUCCACUCUCGGCUUUGCAGACCUGUUUAGCACACAGAAGAAGCUCAUCGACGCUUCUCUGGAGGCCAGAGUCUCUCGCUUCAUCCCUUCCGAGUUUGGAAACGAUUCGGCAAACCCUCUCGUCCGAAAGCUGCCGCUGUAUGCGGACAAAAUUAAGACCCAAGAGUACUUGGAGGGAAAAGCUGCUCAGAACCCAGGUUUCAGCUACACCUUUUGUUAUAGCAACUCUUUCUUGGACUGGCAGCUCCGAAUCGGCUUCAUGGUCAAUCUCAAGGACCACAGUGCUACGCUAUAUGACGGUGGCGAUGUUUUGUUCUCCGCGACUCGACUUUCUACCAUUGGCAAGGCCGUGGUUGGCGUGAUUCAAAAUGCCGAAGCCACGAGAAAUCAACACGUCUACUUCCACGAUAUCGCCAUUACGCAGAACCAGCUCAUUGACAUUGCGAAGCGCAUCGAUGGAAAAGAGUGGUCGACGAAUGUCGUCUCGACUGCUGAGAUGGAAGAAGAAUCUCAUGAGAUGCUGAAGAGCAACGACUCGGAGGAGGUCGGGAAAUCGGCGCUCGGGUUUAUCGCCCGGGCGUGCUGGGGCGCAGGAUAUGGAGGUGAUUUCAGUGACAAAGUUGGCAAUAAGCUGCUCGGGAUUUCAGGAAUGAGCGUUGACGACGUUGAGAGGUUGGUGCGGGAAAUUAUUGGUUGA
Molecule: messenger RNA, 924 nt
Organism: Trichoderma aggressivum f. europaeum
Lineage: Eukaryota; Fungi; Ascomycota; Sordariomycetes; Hypocreales; Hypocreaceae
Exons: 1
Coding region: 1-924 (307 amino acids)
Molecular function (GO): oxidoreductase activity
Source: RefSeq, a predicted model, not a curated record